Molecule: messenger RNA, 469 nt
Organism: Rhodofomes roseus
Lineage: Eukaryota; Fungi; Basidiomycota; Agaricomycetes; Polyporales; Fomitopsidaceae
Exons: 6
Coding region: 98-424 (108 amino acids)
Molecular function (GO): peptidyl-prolyl cis-trans isomerase activity
Source: RefSeq, a predicted model, not a curated record
UCCGUACUAGUAUAAGUCUGUGGCCCCAGGGUCUAGUCUUGCUCGUACGCCCCGUCCUCGUCUAUCAGCUUUUGAGUCGCCGUACCCCGAAUACAUCAUGGGUGUCACAGUUGAGGUUAUCAAGCCUGGUGAUGGCGCUCACUUCCCCAAGAAGGGUGACAAGGUGACAAUACACUACGUGGGUACAUUGGUGGACGGUCGUAAAUUCGACUCGAGUCGGGACCGGGGACAACCCUUCGAGACCGAGAUUGGUGUAGGCAAGGUGAUUAAGGGCUGGGACGAAGGUGUCCCUCAACUAUCGUUGGGCGAGAAGGCCGUCUUGACGGCAACACCAGACUACGCAUAUGGCGCGCGCGGCUUCCCACCCGUGAUCCCCCCGAAUUCUACGCUGAAGUUCGAGGUCGAGCUCCUCAAGAUCAACUGAGGCCUGGGCCCGAUCCUCACGCACCUUGGACGUUUCUAUUCUCUG